AUGCCACCCACCGGGCUCAAGGCGGUUGUCUGCGACAAGAUUAUGAACAAUGUCAUCAGGAAAGUCCGAGUCAAAGGAGAAUGGAAGGCGUUGGUGGUGGACAAGUUGAGCAUGAGAAUGAUCUCCUCAUGCUGCAAGAUGACGGACAUCAUGUCGGAGGGCAUCACAAUUGUUGAGGACAUCACUAAGAAGCGUGAGCCCUUGCCCAGCAUGGAGGCCAUUUAUCUCAUCACCCCCAGCGACGAGUCUGUAGAGGGUCUCAUCAAUGACUUCCGAGAUCCCCGCAACGUCAUGUACAGGGGGGCUCAUGUCUUCUUCACAGACGCUGUCCCAGACACGCAGUUCGGCCUGCUGACCAAAUCUCGGGCCUCCAAAGUCAUGAAGACCUUGACUGAGAUUAAUAUCGCCUUCCUGCCCUACGAGUCGCAGGUGUUCUCUGUGGACAGACCCGAUGCCUUCCAGGACUUCUACAGCCCCUUCAAGGUGGACGUGAAGACCCAGAUGCUGGAGCGGCUGGCCGAGCAGCUGGCUACCGUGUGCUCCACACUCAAGGAGUACCCCGCCGUCAGAUACCGAGUGGAGCACAAAGACAACGCCGUUCUGGCUCAACUUCUGCAGGACAAGCUGGACGCCUUCAAGGCAGAUGACCCCACCAUGGGAGAGGGUCCCGAUAAGGCUCGCUCUCAGCUGUUGAUCCUGGACAGAGGCUUUGAUCCCGUAACUCCUGUCCUGCACGAGCUCACCUUCCAGGCCAUGAGCUACGACCUGGUCAACAUUGAGAACGAUGUUUACUCGUUUGAGACCAGCGGAAUGGGAGAGACGCGUAUGAAAGAGGUCAUUUUGGAUGAGGAUGAUGACCUUUGGAUGACUUUGCGUCACAAGCACAUUGCAGAAGUGUCCACGGCAGUGACAAAAUCUCUGAAGGACUUCACAUCGAGCAAAAAGAUGAACACUGGAGAGAAGACCACACUAAAGGAGCUGUCGCAGAUGUUGAAGAAAAUGCCACAGCAUCAGAAGGAGCUGAGCAAGUACUCCACUCACCUGCACCUGGCCGAGGACUGCAUGAAUAAGUACCAGGGCGCUGUGGACAAGCUCUGUCGUGUGGAACAGGACCUGGCGAUGGGUGCUGAUGCAGAAGGGGAGAAGGUCAAGGACCCCAUGCGUGCCAUCGUGCCCGUCCUGCUCGAUGCCAACGUCUCUGUCUACGACAAGAUCCGCAUCAUCCUCCUCUACAUCUUUCUGAAGAAUGGCGUCUCUGAGGAGAAUCUUUGUAAACUCCUCCAGCAUGCCAACAUCCCUCCAGAGGACAGUGACAUCAUCUCCAACAUGGCACACAUGGGACUGCCCAUCAUCACAGAGGUAGCGCCAAAGAAGACAAAGAAGCCGGAUCGCAAGGAGAGGAUCAGCGAGCAGACAUACCAGCUCUCACGGUGGACCCCACUCGUCAAAGACCUCAUGGAGGAUGCCGUUGAAGACAAACUGGACCCAAAACUGUACCCAUACAUCUCCACUCGGACCGCCUCUUCCAAAACCACCACAGCUACAAGUGCCCGCUAUGGCAACUGGCACAAGAACAAGGGUCCGGGCGAGGUGCGCACUGGCCCCCGCGUCAUCGUCUUCAUCAUCGGCGGCAUGUCGUACAGCGAGAUGCGCUGCGUCUACGAGGUCACACAAGCCAACGGGAAGUGGGAGGCUCUCGUUGGUUCCACCCACAUAGUCACUCCGGUGAAAUACCUAACGGCCCUGAAGCACCAGGACUUCCUGGACCCCAACGCCGCCGCAGAGGACCAGAUCACCCCAGAGGCCGAGGAGAACUGA
Sardina pilchardus (European sardine) is the source of this 1818-nucleotide messenger RNA. It is a transcript of the gene stxbp1b, whose product is annotated as syntaxin binding protein 1b. The record is from RefSeq and is a predicted model, not a curated record. Gene Ontology annotation, molecular function: syntaxin-1 binding. Lineage: Eukaryota; Metazoa; Chordata; Actinopteri; Clupeiformes; Clupeidae. Gene Ontology annotation, cellular component: plasma membrane; secretory granule. The coding region runs from base 1 to 1818 and encodes 605 amino acids. Gene Ontology annotation, biological process: intracellular protein transport; vesicle-mediated transport; neurotransmitter secretion. The transcript is spliced from 19 exons.